Nelumbo nucifera (sacred lotus) is the source of this 2701-nucleotide messenger RNA. RefSeq names its product Small GTP-binding protein. The record is from RefSeq and is a predicted model, not a curated record. Gene Ontology annotation, molecular function: GTP binding; ribosome binding; GTPase activity. Gene Ontology annotation, biological process: positive regulation of translation. Lineage: Eukaryota; Viridiplantae; Streptophyta; Magnoliopsida; Proteales; Nelumbonaceae.
UGCCAAGCAAAACGCCCGAGUGUUCAAAAGAAAAAAAAAAAAACAACUGCUGCUCCAAGAUGGCCACGGCCGUCACUCGGCUCACACUUUUCUUAUCCACAGACACUCCGCAGCAGCGUCGCCGGUGCACUGAAUUCAAAUUAUCCACCGCUCUUUCUCCCUCCCAAACUCGUCUAUCCCUGCCUUCCAUUUCUUCGGCUACCUCCACUCGCCGGCGGAGGCUCGGCGUUUCCUGCCAGACUGCAGGAACACAACCCAAAGGCGUUUCCGACGCCGAAUUCGGCACCGAAUUCGGUCAGGAUCGUCUGCUGAAGGUGCCCGUUUCAAAUAUUAGAAAUUUCUGCAUUAUUGCGCAUAUUGAUCAUGGGAAGUCAACUUUGGCGGAUAAGCUGUUGCAGAUGACUGGUACUGUACAGAAGAGGGAGAUGAAAGAGCAGUUUUUAGAUAACAUGGAUUUGGAGAGAGAGAGAGGUAUCACAAUCAAACUGCAGGCAGCCCGAAUGCGCUAUGUGCUUGAAAGUGAGCCAUAUUGCUUAAAUCUAAUUGAUACUCCAGGGCAUGUUGACUUCUCAUAUGAGGUCUCUCGUUCUCUUGCUGCCUGUGAGGGAGCUCUCCUUGUUGUAGAUGCUUCUCAGGGGGUGGAAGCUCAGACACUGGCUAAUGUUUACCUGGCUCUGGAAAACAACCUAGAAAUUAUUCCUGUUUUGAACAAAAUAGAUCUCCCAGGUGCUGAACCAAAUCGUGUCACACAAGAAAUUGAAGAGGUUAUUGGAUUGGAUUGCAGCAAUGCAAUUUACUGCUCUGCCAAGGAAGGAAUAGGCAUAAAAGAAAUUCUAAAUGCCAUUGUUAAAAGGAUUCCACCACCUAAAGACACUGCUGACAAGCCUUUAAGGGCUCUUAUAUUUGAUAGUUACUAUGAUCCCUAUAGGGGUGUUAUUGUAUAUUUCCGAGUGAUUGAUGGGAGUAUAAAGAAAGGUGACAGAAUUUAUUUUAUGGCCAGUGGGAAGGAUUAUUAUGCUGAUGAAAUAGGUGUUUUAUCACCCAAUCAACUACAGGUUGAUGAACUCUAUGCUGGUGAGGUGGGCUAUCUCUCAGCCUCUAUAAGAACAGUAGCAGAUGCCAGGGUGGGGGAUACUAUCACUCACUAUACUAGAAAAGCAGAAAAUUCACUGCCUGGAUACGAGGAAGCCACUCCAAUGGUGUUCUGUGGCCUGUUUCCUGUUGAUGCUGACCAGUUUCCUGAGCUACGGGAUGCAUUAGAAAAGCUGCAACUUAAUGAUGCAGCAUUAAAGUUUGAGCCAGAAACCUCAAGUGCUAUGGGUUUUGGCUUCCGGUGUGGGUUCUUAGGCCUUCUUCAUAUGGAAAUUGUCCAGGAAAGGCUUGAGAGGGAAUACAACUUGACCCUGAUAACUACUGCUCCAAGUGUUGUUUACAGAGUGGAUUGUGUAAAUGGUGAUACUGUUGAAUGCUCAAAUCCAUCUUUACUUCCUGAACCUGGUAAGAGGAGGUCGAUAGAGGAGCCGUUUGUUAAGAUUGAAAUGCUCACACCAAAAGAUUAUAUUGGUCCUCUUAUGGAGCUGGCUCAAGAUCGAAGAGGUGAAUUUAAGGAAAUGAAAUACAUCACUGAGAAUAGAGCAUCAAUCACCUAUGAAUUGCCACUAUCAGAGAUGGUUGGGGACUUCUUUGAUCAACUGAAGUCCCGAAGUAAGGGCUAUGCUAGCAUGGAGUACUCCUUCGUUGGGUAUAGGGAAAGUGAAUUGAUAAAGCUGGAUAUUCAGAUUAAUGGUGAUCCUGUUGAACCAUUGGCCACUAUUGUCCACAAGGACAAGGCUUAUGCUGUGGGAAGAGCUUUGACACAAAAACUGAAGGAACUUAUACCAAGGCAAAUGUUUAAAGUACCCAUCCAAGCAUGCAUAGGUUCAAAGGUGAUUGCUAGUGAGACGUUAUCAGCAAUCCGGAAAGAUGUUCUAGCCAAAUGCUAUGGUGGUGAUAUUACAAGGAAAAAGAAAUUACUGAGGAAGCAGUCUGAAGGAAAGAAAAGGAUGAAAGCAAUAGGUAAAGUUGAUGUACCUCAGGAAGCCUUCAUGGCUGUGUUGAGAUUAGAAAAAGAGGUACUAUAGACAUUACUCCCCAGCCACUUCCUGUAUCAAAAUUACCAAAUCAAGAUUAUAGUCAAAGUUCGAGAAAGACUAAUUUUAUGGCCACGAAGAUGUAAUUAGUUCUAUGCAAUUUUCAGAAUAAACUGCUUGUUGCUUCCGUUUCAAUGCUACUAUAUUUGAUAAAAUGCAAGUAUUUAGGACUAAUAAUUUGAGCUUAGCAGAGUGAUUCCCUUGGAAAUUCCAUCAGAUUAAUGCUUCAGAAUUCAAUUAUCUGCCAUCUGAGAGUUUAGUAGAUACUUCCAGCUUACAUGGUUGGUGCACAGGCAUCAAGGAUUUGGACAUCUUUUAAGUUUGUUCUGACAUGUAUUCUAGAGUAAGGGAUGAAAAUUUUGGGUUUUAAUACAGAUGGAGUUCAAUUAGCUACAAAUUUAUCUCGGUUCCACUGCUGCACAUUGAUCUGUUAAUAUUGUUUUGAAAUUGUACUUCAAGUUCAAAACAUAUACAUUAUAAUACUUCAUGUACUUGAAUCAUAGCGAUGAUGAUCUUAACACCUAACAUGUAGGCCAUUAUUGUUAAACACUCAAUUUCUCCUUUUGGCAGUC